Archocentrus centrarchus (flier cichlid) is the source of this 3068-nucleotide messenger RNA. Its product is annotated as transmembrane protein 53-A. The coding region runs from base 275 to 1120 and encodes 281 amino acids. Gene Ontology annotation, molecular function: serine hydrolase activity. Lineage: Eukaryota; Metazoa; Chordata; Actinopteri; Cichliformes; Cichlidae. The record is from RefSeq and is a predicted model, not a curated record. The transcript is spliced from 4 exons.
UAGUUCCGUCUUCACGAUUUCCAGCUUUGUUGGGGGCCCUUAGGUUAGCUUGAUAUUAACCUUUUUUACUACUGCAAACAGUGUUUUUAGGAAUACCCGUUCUUUUUUACUAGACAUUGCUGCAACAAAAUUGGAUACAGAUUUGUAACUCCGCCAAAGACUAUAGUUACUAGAUCAGUGGGUUUGACUAGCGAACACUUUCCAUGCUUUUACGGUAACUUCAUCUCUUUCAAUCCGCUUUUCGGUCUUACAAGAAAGCCCGUCGACUGCUGACAUGUUUGCAAGUGCAGCUCUAAGAAGAGGCGUUACUGCCCAUCGCUUAAGUAAGAAUGCCACCUUCUACCUGAAUGAAGCAAAAUUUGCAGUCCCUGGAUGCCGGACCCCAACCUCAGAGCAUCACAAACCCCUGCUGCUGAUGUUACCAUGGUUGGGUUCACGUCCCCAAGCACUGGAUAAGUACUGCGACAUCUACUUCAAAACAGGCUUUGACGUGCUUGUGUUUGAGAGUGGGGUACUUGGGUUCCUCUGGCCACGCUGGGGUCUGGAGCACGGAAGGAUGCUACUGGACCUGCUGGAGAGUGAGCGCUUCGUGUCCCGCCCCCUACUUGUACACGCCUUCUCCAUUGGUGGCUAUACAUUCUCCCAACUGCUUGUACAUGUGUCCAAGGAUGCACGUAAAUAUCAGGCAUUCACGAAAAGGAUCACAGGACACAUUUAUGAUAGCAUGGUGGCAGGGUCCCUGGAGCACAUGGCAACAGGUUUGGGGAAAACUGUAUUCCCAAAAUGUGAGUCACUGAUAAAAUAUGCAGCCCUAAUGUAUUUCGACAAGUUUAAAAGCCAGACAGUGGACCACUUUGAUACAUGCUUGGAUGUGUUUUGGAAUACUCCCGUCACCACUCCUGCACUGUUGUUCUAUUGCAACAAUGAUCCACUGUGCGACCCACGAACUUUGACCAAUUUGGCAGAUUAUUGGCGACGGCGUGGGCUGGAUGUUACGGAAAAGAAGUGGGAAGAUUCAACUCAUGCCGGUCACUUUAAGAGGCACCCAGAGGAGUAUCUGUCCACAAUUGACACAUUCGUCAGGUCUCUCAAUUUUACCGUACUCAAGGCCAAGUUAUGAGGUGUUUCCCAAACAAUGCUGUGCCAUAGGAACUUGAGUUUUCUGUGUAUUAACCUCAAAUGUUUUAAGCUCUAGUGGGCUACUGUACUGGGAAAUUUGAAUUUUUGCACUAAUUGGCAACUAAUGAAGGUACAACAACAGUUCAGUUAAAAUACUUAAUAUACACAGUUCGACAAACUGCGAAUCAAAGUAUAUCAAGAAUAAAAUGCUUUAUAAAUGGAUUACAACACUGAUUUCUUAGUGGUGGAUGAAUGUUGCAGCGUGACAUCUGGUCAGGAGUGCCUUAAAACUUGAUUUCAGAUUUUUACACUCACACUUCUGUUGAAGAAUCCUGAGUAAUUUCUUUGGAUUCUAAUGUUAACACAUAAAUAUAGUUUUCCAUAUUUAAAAAAAAAAUUCUAUUAACUGUCUAUUAACUGAAACUAAAUGACUGAAGACAUCCUCGCAGUGAUAUCUUUAGGUGUAAUUUGACAGGUGAUACAAAUAUUUGAUACUUCAAAAUCUCAUUUGAAAUGCUGUAACCAGCAUAAUUUGGCAUCUUCAUAUUACUAAAAUAUAAUGGUUUGCCAAAAUUGUUUGUUUUCUGUUGACUCGGGUCAUUACAGCUCAGUGUGGUUCUUUAGCCUUUUAACUUUGUAAGACAUUCAGUGCUGUUCUCAGUUAAAUAUAUGGCGUAAAUGUGUACAUCAUUGCAUUUUUGCACAGCUUCUUUGGAAAUGGGCUUGUACAUUGGAGUAUGUUUUAACUGUACUUCGCCCCUCACAAAAGCAAAUUUUCAAAACAAAUAUGAACUUUGCAUUUUCCUGUUUUUUUAAUGCUUUCUUGGAGAUGAAUGUAAACGGUCGGGAAAAGAUGUGAACAGAGAUGCUACAAGCAUACAAACUACAGGUGCUUUUAUUCGUGAAACACACUACAGGUCAAGUCAGGUGUUUGAUAUUUUAAGUGCCUAAAGCAGGGGACAGCAUGAGCGUGCUUAUUAACUUGGGCACACAAACCAAACAGUUUCAAAUAUUUAAUGUUUAGGUCAUUUCUUUGGAUGCUUGAGUUCAAAGUCAUGACAAUUCUCUGGUUUCAGCCUCCUACAUGUGAUCAGUUGCUGCAUAUAUAGUGCUUCUGGAUAUUUCUGAUGUGUUUGAGACAAGGUUAAUCAUUCGAAUGAUCAGCAAAUUAAUUUUUGUAUUAUUGAAUAUUUUAGUAGUUUAAUGUUAGUUUGGCAGGCACUGCACAGUACACAGAAGAAACAAAAAAAGGAGACAUUAGCAUGAAUACAGGCGAAACACUGCAAAAGUUGAAAUGUGUAAGCCUAAUUAAUAAAUUCAGAUGUUCCACUAGCACCACAGAAAUGUUUUUUUUUUAAUCAGCAAAGCUGUCAGGAUGUUCAGGGAAACGCUCAGAAACCACCUGAAGUGUACUUUACAUUUUCCUUCUCAGUCAAGGGCUAUUUUUUGUUUAGGAACAUCAGCAGUAAUAUUUGCUGCUAGUUGAUUAUGUUCUCAUUUGAAGAUGUAAAACCUCCUUGAAUAAUUUUAAUACUGAGUUGCUCCUCUUUCUGAUUUCCUGCUUAUAACUACAUCAUACUGUGUAAACUGAAGUAAAUGCAAUACUACUUUACCUUCUGCUGUUUGCUUCUUACGCAAAGCAUUGACUCUGUUUACCUUAAGAAAGCACAUCACUUGUUACUCCAACCUUAUUUUGCCAAAAGUCUAGCAAGAACUCACGGGUAUUUGCUGAAGCUAACGUUCACAAAAGUAUAUGUUCUAUGAAUUUUAGGUCUCUCUCUGUGUUAAACUGUACCUCUAUGAAUGUGUCUCUGUAGUAUUCUUGAAGGAUGUAACUAGUUAAAUUUGGGAAAAUGCUGUCUUUUCAGUUGAUCUUUUUAAUCAUUUUAAUAUAAAAGAGCUGUAAGUUAAAGGAGUUUGUGCACCAUAUUAUGAAACCUCUAACACUG